UCAUGGUUUGUAUUGGACUCUGUUGAUGUUGUAUAUUGGACAAUGUUUUAGUAAAGAUCUGCAGUUUCAGGAGUUUAAUGGGGCAACAGGAAAAAAUGUAGUGUUUGCCCCUGAAGAUCUACCAUACAUUCCUUCACAGAUUAUUUUUAUUACAUGGGCUUUUGGAGUGGAUAAUAUUCUUACCUUUAACAAUGGUGAAAAUAAAGUUUCUCAAGACUAUGAAGGCAGAGUUAAUCUGAACACCACCACUGCUGCUCUGGAGCUCAAGAACUUGAGGCUGAAUGAUUCUGGGUCAUACAAACUGACAGUAAUAACAACUCCACAAACCUAUACAGGGCAAACUUCACUCAAAGUGUAUGAAACAGUAUCUGACACAACACUCACCAGUCUACAAAAAUCAUUAAUAGAGAAUGUAUCAAGUGCUAACAUAACCUGUGAAGGAAGCGGUGACAUCACUUCUGUGGAAUGGAUGAAAGACAAUAAUCCACUGACACCCAGCAACAGAAUCAUCUUCUCAUCUGAUAACAGAUCAGUGUUAUUCAGUCCAGUGAACAGAUCAGACAGUGGAGAAUAUCAAUGUACAUUAAGAAACCCUGCCAGCUCCGAAACUGCAAACCUCAGACUUAUCAUCAACUAUGGACCAGAAAAUGUUUUUAUUAAUGGUUUGAAUGAAGUGGAUUUAGGCCGUCUUGUGUCACUGUCUUGCUCUGCCACUUCUGUACCUUCUGCUUCAUUCACAUGGAGGUUUAAUGGAUCAGACACCGGUGUAACCACAAACACAUUUACCAUUGAUAAGAGUGACAUCACACACAGUGGAGAUUACAUCUGCACGGCCUACAAUGAUGUCACAGAGAAAAAUGUCUCUCAAAGACAUCUAUUAGUAGUUAAAGAAGGUGGUGUUGCAGGUGGAGGGCUGUCAACAGGAGCAAUAGUUGGGAUUGUCAUUGGAGUUUUAGUGGCAGUCGCAGGCAUUUGUGGUUUAAUUUUCUACUUUGUAAAAACAAAUAAAAUGACAAAAGUACGCCUGAGUGUUAAAGGACCAGCCAAUAAAGCACCUCAUAGAAAUCCAGAGGCCGAGUUUAAUUAUGUAGAUAUCAGCCAUGCACCGAAGGCUGAUGGAGGAGGAGUGAAUCUAGGGAAUACGAAUGAAUCUAGGACAGAGUAUGCACAAAUAACACAUGGGAUCUCAGGGAAACCAAGAGCUCCUCCACCUCCCUAUGGAAGUCAGCCUGGCUGUCUUACUGCAGUGACACUGCAACCAUCAGCAAACCCUGUGCGUGUGGGCACCAAUGUCACUAUUAAAGUAAUUGGCUCCACGAGCAGUCCAGCUGGUGCCUGGCUGUUUGGGCCGAGUGUAUUGUUUGUGUGGUACUCGGGGUCUCUGUUAAUCGGCAGUAGCUUCGAGAAUGGAAUCGCAUUCAACAACACAACAUAUGAUCUCUUUUUACCUACCGUAACUCUGAACAGUUCUGGUCUUUAUGUAUUUGAGGACAUCGGAGUGAAUCGGAGCAAAGCCGAGCUUAUUUUAGAUGUUCAGGAACCUAUAAGUGCCGUGUCUACAGGCGUUAGCAAAUCAAACCUAAUGGAGUUGAACGACAGCGUGACGUUCACAUGCUCUGCCAGUGGAACACCGAUGUGGAUUUCGUGGCAGAACGGCAGCUCUCUGAUCACAGCAUGGGAUAGGAUUGUGCUCAGUAAUGGCGGACAGGUUCUUACCAUUAAUCCGGUGAUGCGGUAUGACCAAGGACCGUUCAAGUGCAUUGUGGCAAACAACAUCAGUAAUGGAGAAAGCACGCAAGUUAGCCUCAAUAUAAGCUAUGGGCCGAGUAACAUGAGAUUGACGGCCUUGCCAGACAGAAUAGCAUAUGCGUCAGGCUCUGCUAUAUCUUUGUCAUGCAUGGCCGACUCCAACCCACCAGCAUCUAUGUCCUGGACAUACAACGAUGUUCCUCUAAAUGUCAGUGGCUCAAACCUACAAAUUAAUAACCUUACCCCAAGCAAAUCAGGACAGUACACUUGUGUUGCCCGUAACGCGGUGACAUUCCUAUAUGCUACAGUGACAAAAUCCAUUCGCAUACUUGAAUCAAUAUCACAAGUGAUGGUGAAUCCCCAAGCAGGCUACCCGAUAGAAAACGCGUCUUUUAGUCUGUCCUGCAAUAUUGUGGGGUCGAUGGGUUCCAUUCAGUGGAUGAAGAAUAGCUUGUACCUGGUCACCGACAGUAGGAUCACAUUCUCCAAUCAAAACUUAACCUUAAGCAUUAAUCAACUUAAUAUCAAUGACAAUGGACAAUACACGUGUGUAGCCAGUAAUGAUGUCAGCAACAUGAGCAGCCUGGCCUACAACUUCAAGGUCAACUAUGGCCCAAGAAAUGUAGCAAUCUCUGGUCCAGAUGUAUCUGGAGUGGGAUCGAUUGUGACCUUCAACUGUUCUGCUGACUCUCAACCUCAGAGUCAGUACAGCUGGUAUUUCAAUGGCGUGAAAGUAGACAACAGAUCGGUGUAUACGACAGGAGCUCUCACAGUCAGCAAUACAGGACGGUAUAUCUGCAUGGCCUACAAUAACAUCACAGGCCAAAGCAGCAAUGCCUCAAAGGACUUAACUGUAAUUGUUCCUAUCAGUGCCAUUACGGUGACCAUAAACAACCAGCAACCGGUCUUCAAUCAGUCAUUCACGCUAACCUGCAACAUCGUUGGAGAUGUUUCCUCCAUUCAGUGGAUGAAGAAUGGUCUGCCUUUGUACGCCAACAGCAGGAUCACGUUCUCCAGUACCAACUCAACCUUGAGCUUUAACCCACUGAAUCUUAAUGAUGGUGGACAAUACCAGUGCGCAGUUCGCAACCUUGUCAGCAACAUGACUAGCAUGCCCUACAACCUUACUGUCAACUAUGGUCCAUGGAACCUCACAAUCUCUGGUCCAACGGUAGGAGCUGUAGGGUCAAAUGUGACCUUCAGCUGUUCAGCAAAUUCUCAACCAGCCAGUCAAUACAGCUGGAUCUUCAACGGCACAAAUGUGGGAACCGCUUCAGUCCUUGUGAUCAGAUCUCUCGCAAUGAACAACAGAGGACAGUACACCUGCGUGGCUUACAAUAACAUCACAAUGAGCAACAGUAGUGCUUCAGUGAACUUAACAGUAAUCAAUUAUAUCACAGCUGUUUCAGUGAACCUAAACAAUCAGCAACCGGUCUUGAAUCAGUCUUUCUCACUAACCUGCGGUGUCAGUGGAGAUGUUUACUCCAUUCAGUGGAUGAAAAAUGGUCUGCCCGUGUACCCCAACAACAUGACCACUUUCUCUAGCAAUAACUCAACCUUGACGUUAAACCAACUCUCUUUCAAUGAUGCUGGACAAUACCAGUGUGCAGUGGUUAACCCUUUUGGCAACAUGACCGGCAACCCCUACAACCUUACUGUCAACUAUGGUCCAUGGAGCACCACAAUCUCUGGUCCAACGGUAGGAGCUGUAGGGUCAAAUAUGACCCUCAGCUGUUCGGCAAUUUCUCAGCCAGCCAGUCAAUAUAGCUGGUUCUUUAACGGCACAAAUGUGGGAACCGCUUCAGUCCUUGUGAUCAGAUCUCUCGCAAUGAACAACAGAGGACAGUACACCUGCGUGGCUUACAAUAACAUCACAAUGAGCAACAGUACUGCUUCAGUGAACUUAACAGUAAUCAAUUAUAUCACAGCCGUUUCAGUGAACCUAAACAAUCAGCAACCGGUCUUGAAUCAGUCAUUCUCACUAACCUGCGGUGUCAGUGGAGAUGUUUACUCCAUUCAGUGGAUGAAAAAUGGUCUGCCUGUGUACCCCAACAACAUGACCACGUUCUCCAGCAAUAACUCAACCUUGACGUUAAACCAACUCUCUUUCAAUGAUGCUGGACAAUACCAGUGUGCAGUGGUUAACCCUUUUGGCAAUAUGACCGGCAACCCCUACAACCUUACUGUCAACUAUGGUCCAUGGAGCACCACAAUCUCUGGUCCAACGGUAGGAGCUGUAGGGUCAAAUGUGACCCUCAACUGUUCGGCAAUUUCUCAGCCAGCCAGUCAAUAUAGCUGGUUCUUCAACGGCACAAAUGUGGGAACCGCUUCAGUCCUUGUGAUCAGAUCUCUCACAAUGAACAACAGAGGACUGUACACCUGCGUGGCUUCCAAUAACAUCACAAUGAGCAACAGUAGUGCUUCAGUGAACUUAACAGUAAUCAAUUAUAUCACAGCCGUUUCAGUGAACCUAAACAAUCAGCAACCGGUCUUGAAUCAGUCAUUCUCGCUAACCUGCGGUGUCAAUGGAGAUGUUUACUCCAUUCAGUGGAUGAAAAAUGGACUGCCCAUGUACCCCAACAACAUGACCACGUUCUCUAGCAAUAACUCAACCUUGACGUUAAACCAACUCUCUCUCAAUGAUGCUGGACAAUACCAGUGCACAGUGGUUAACCCUUUUGGAAACAUGACUGGCAACCCCUACAACCUUACUGUCAACUAUGGUCCAUGGAGCACCACAAUCUCUGGUCCAACAGUAGGAGCUGUAGGGUCAAAUGUGACCUUCAGCUGUUCGGCAAUUUCUCAGCCAGCCAGUCAAUAUAGCUGGUUCUUUAACGGCACAAAUGUGGGAACCGCUUCAGUCCUUGUGAUCAGAUCUCUCGCAAUGAACAACAGAGGACUGUACACCUGCGUGGCUUACAAUAACAUCACAAUGAGCAACAGUAGUGCUUCAGUGGCCUUAACAGUAAUCAAUUCUAUCACGGCUGUUUCAGUGAACCUAAACAAUCAGCAACCGGUCUUCAAUCAGUCAUUCUCACUAACCUGCGGUGUCAGUGGAGAUGUUUCCUCCAUUCAGUGGAUGAAAAAUGGUCUGCCCGUGUACCCCAACAACAUGACCACGUUCUCCAGCAAUAACUCAACCUUGAUAUUAAACCAACUCUCUCUCAAUGAUGCUGGACAAUACCAGUGUGUAGUUGUUAACCCUGUUGGAAACAUGACCGGCAUGCCCUACAACCUUACUGUCAACUAUGGUCCAUGGAGCACCACAAUCUCUGGUCCAACAGUAGGAGCUGUAGGGUCAGAUGUGACCUUCAGCUGUUCAUCAAAUUCUCAACCAGCCAGUCAAUAUAGCUGGUUCUUCAACGGCACAAAUGUGGGAACCGCUUCAGUCCUUGUGAUCAGAUCUCUCACAAUGAAUAACCGAGGACAGUACACCUGCGUGGCUUCCAAUAACAUCACAAGGAGCAACAGUAGUGCUUCAGUGACCUUAACAGUAAUCAAUGCUAUCACAGCUGUUUCAGUGAACAUAAACAAUCAGCAACCGAUCUUAAAUCAGUCAUUCUCACUAACCUGUGGUGUCAGUGGAGAUGUUUCCUCCAUUCAGUGGAUGAAAAAUGGUCUGCCAGUUUACCCCAACAACAUGAUCACGUUCUCCAGCAAUAACUCAACCUUGACGUUAAACCAACUCUCUCUCAAUGAUGCUGGACAAUACCAGUGUGUAGUUGUUAACCUUGUUGGCAACAUGACCGGCAUGCCCUACAACCUUGCUGUCAACUAUGGUCCAUCGAGCCCAACAAUCACAGGUCCAAGCGUGGCAGAGGUGGGGAACAACGUGACCUUCAACUGUUCUGCUGACUCUCGUCCUGCAAGUCAAUACACCUGGUUCUUCAAUGGCUUAGUAGUGGCAAACAGCUCAGUCUAUGUCAUGGUAGCCGUCACACUAAACAAUACAGGAUGGUACACCUGCAUGGCCUAUAAUAGCAUCACACAAACCAACAACAGUGCCACACUGAACUUCACUGUAUAUGAGGGGAUCACCUCCGUGUACGUGAGCUCCAAUCCACUUAUUCCAAAGGAUUCCGAAAACCUGAUACUUACGUGUAAAGUGAAUGGAUCCUACAACAGCGUCAGCUGGUUGAAAAACAGCCAGACUUUACAGACAUCUGACAGAGUAGCAAUCACUGGAGAGAAAAACAACACGUUGAACUUCACGCCCUUGAAGACAGCUGACAAUGCAGUGUACCACUGUAUCGCUACAAAUCCGGUUAGAUCUUACACGAGUCAACAAUACAAUGUGGUGGCCAACUAUGGACCAGUUAAUGUGAAGAUUUUAGUAGAUCCAGGGUAUAUGACAACCCUCACAUGCAGUGCAGAAUCCCAGCCGGCGGCCGUGUAUCAGUGGAUUGUCAACAACGGCACUGUGCUAACAUAUCAAGCUACUAUUGAAAUUCCCAUUCAGAAUAUCCUGGGCUACAAUUACACCUGUGUGGCCAGAAACCCCUUGACCAACACGAUAGUCUACACCAGCCACUUCAUCGGUGACUACCCGAAUGCUUCUGUCAGUGUCCACGCGAGCGUCAUGUUAACCGCUCUUCUCGCGCUCCUGCUCAUUGUGCUGAAUGAAUGCAUGUAAACCUGAGAGUGACAUUACGCCUCUGUGUGGACUGACUUGAGGUCUGAAUGAGGUUUACGGGUAAAAGAAAAUGUUAAGGUACAUAUAAAAGAAUAAAAGCACAGUGGAAUGUAUCUGCAAUUUU
Paramisgurnus dabryanus is the source of this 6506-nucleotide messenger RNA. Lineage: Eukaryota; Metazoa; Chordata; Actinopteri; Cypriniformes; Cobitidae. The record is from RefSeq and is a predicted model, not a curated record.